Molecule: messenger RNA, 843 nt
Organism: Procambarus clarkii (red swamp crayfish)
Lineage: Eukaryota; Metazoa; Arthropoda; Malacostraca; Decapoda; Cambaridae
Source: RefSeq, a predicted model, not a curated record
AUGGCCUCGCAUCGCAAGCUCGCCACAUCAACACGUAGCCAGGCAGCAAGAUCAGGGAGUGCAGAGACACCUGCACCCCCUGGUGAUCAAAGUGGCAAACAACCUCAACGACCAGGGAGGAUCACAAUGCCGUAUUGUCUGCGUGAGAUCAUAGUGGCGGCGGUUUGUGCUGUACCCGCAUUCAGUCUGGCAUUGGUUGGAUCAAUGGAAAGUGGUGUGAUGGUGGGCCAGGUGGGCGUGGAUGUAGGCUUGGCUGUGGGUCAGGUGGUGGAGCACCAUCUCACUGGCUGUCAUCUGGUACUCAUCACCACUACCCGUCACUCACUCGUCACCUCCAACAUACUUAGGUUUGUGAGGACCAGGGUAAUUGUGGAUGUAGAUUCAUUCUUCUAUAGUCACCAUCGACCAUCAUGGGAUAUCCUGUCCCUUGUGCCCAACGCAACGCUUCUCCCACCAACAUCAUGGCAGCAGGCAUCAUCACAAGAACAACUCACACGAGAUAAUCUCCUGCAGGAAGUGUGGGGAGACUCAAGAACCACCUGCCGGGGACUUAUUCUCGACCUCACCUCCAGCAGCAGCAUCACUCAACUUGCCCUCAGGUUGGUGGAGAUGUCUGGAGUGUGGCGGCUGCCGGAGACGGUGGUGAUAGCCAUAGGUGGGAGGGCGGGGGUGAGGGCCGUGCUCCUCCACCACAGUCUCCGCAACACUGUCCACGCCCUCUACCUCGCCCUCCACCACGCCUCCCUCCACGCCCUCAACCUUACCCUCCAUCAUACCUCCCACCACAGCCCUCCACCACACCAUGCGUCCGGCUUCAAGAAGGUCCGCACCCAGGAAGGGUGA